Ctenocephalides felis (cat flea) is the source of this 1437-nucleotide messenger RNA. RefSeq lists its product as uncharacterized. Gene Ontology annotation, biological process: modulation of chemical synaptic transmission; synaptic transmission, glutamatergic. The transcript has 8 exons. The record is from RefSeq and is a predicted model, not a curated record. Gene Ontology annotation, cellular component: plasma membrane; postsynaptic membrane. Gene Ontology annotation, molecular function: glutamate receptor activity; transmitter-gated monoatomic ion channel activity involved in regulation of postsynaptic membrane potential. The coding region runs from base 1 to 1407 and encodes 468 amino acids. Lineage: Eukaryota; Metazoa; Arthropoda; Insecta; Siphonaptera; Pulicidae.
AUGGUUGAAGAAAGAAGCACACGGAUGAUCGAUCAGCUCAGAGAAGCCGCCGAGGAUCAUCGAAUGAUCACGUUCGCACGCACUCGCGGCACAGGCGGCUGCACGGGAAAAAGACACGAUGAAUUCGGCAACAUCCACCUUUUGGAUCAUACGAAAGAAAGAGAAGAAAAGAAAGAGAAAGAGAAAGAAAGAAAGAAAAAAAAGAAAGAAAGAGUAAGCAAGCAAGUGAAAGAAGAAUUUCGAUUAAUCGAAAAUUCGGCUAUUUUGAGGGAUAAUCGACGUCCUCAGGAGAGAAUAAGUGCAGUGGAGUUUGCAGUGCGAGCAACAAGCGCCGCGGACCGACUGGCUGCCGAGCUGCCCGUCCGACUACCUCACGCAAAGCGACACCUGUCCAAACAGUUCGACGGCCUCCGGGACAGUGCAGUGUCAGAUGCCAUUUGGAAAGUCUUAGAUUUAGUAUAUAAGUCAGGUCAAUUAAAGCUUUUUUCUACAGUAAAAAAAUGCAUAUUCCCCAUUCGAUGCGUCGCACGCCAUCAUAAAGCAUUCGUGUCUCAUAUAUUCCAGGCGCCCGUUCAGUCAUUGGAACAACUGGCCAGACAAUCCAGGAUUAAUUACACCGUCGUUGCGAAUUCAGACACACAUCGCUAUUUCAUCAACAUGAAGUUCGCAGAGGACACAUUGUACCGGGUUUGGAAAGAAAUUACUCUAAACAGCACCAGUGACCAAACCCAGUAUCGCGUUUGGGAUUAUCCAAUCAAGGAACAAUAUGGCCACAUUUUGAUGGCCAUCAAUUCAUCGAUGCCCGUGGAAAACGCUACCGUCGGCUUCUUAAAAGUCAAUCAACAUGAAGACGCCGACUUCGCUUUCAUUCACGACUCGGCGGAAAUCAAAUACGAAGUAACACGGAAUUGUAAUCUCACCGAGGUAGGAGAGAUAUUUGCUGAGCAACCGUAUGCAGUAGCUGUUCAGCAAGGAAGCCAUUUACAAGAUGAGAUCAGCCGAAAAAUUUUAGAUCUUCAGAAAGACAGAUAUUUUGAACAGUUGUCUAAUAAAUAUUGGAAUCAAUCUGCUAAAGGCCUUUGUCCGAAUACAGACGAUAGCGAAGGCAUCACACUAGAAAGUCUUGGUGGCGUUUUUAUAGCAACAAUAUUUGGUUUGGUAUUGGCAAUGAUCACUUUAGCAGGAGAAAUUUUCUAUCACAAGCGCAAAAAACGUAAUAAUGUGCAGCAGGUCAAACCAGCAGUGGUUCAGCCUGGAUACAAUUAUGGUGCAGACUACGACCCUCCACUCAAAGAAAGGCCUUUAAGAAGAGUUACAAUAGGAACCAGCUUUCGUCCAGUGAUCGAGAAGAAUCCGCCGCGUGUGUCGUACGUGUCCGUAUUUCCUCGGCAGCAGUUACAUCCAUGACCUCCGAUCAGAGGAAAUUACCAGGAAUAU